AAGCUCCUUAUUGGACGCGUCCCGACCGGAUGGACAAGAAGCUUCUGGCCGUUCCUGCCGCCAACACGGUCAAGUUCCGCUGUGCUGCUUCCGGAAACCCGACGCCGAGCAUCCACUGGCUGAAGAACGGCAAAGAGUUCAAGGGGGAGCAGAGGAUGGGCGGCAUCAAGCUGAGACACCAGCAGUGGAGUCUGGUGAUGGAGAGCGCGGUGCCAUCAGACCGGGGGAACUACACCUGCGUGGUUCAGAACAAGCACGGCACCAUCGACCACACCUACCAGCUGGAUGUUCUAGAGCGCUCCCCUCACAGGCCCAUCCUCCAGGCGGGCCUCCCAGCCAAUCAGACGGUGGUGUUGGGCAGCGACGUGGAGUUCCACUGCAAAGUGUACAGCGACGCCCAGCCGCACAUCCAGUGGCUGAAACACAUUGAGGUCAAUGGGAGUCGCUACGGCCAUGACGGCGUCCCCUACGUCAACAUCUUGAAGAGUGUGGUCAGUAAACACACUGAGGCCCACAGUAAGUUGAGACUGUCCAACGUGACAGAGACAGACGCUGGGAAGUACUGGUGUCGCGCCUCGAACUUUGUAGGAAAGUCAGAAAACGCUUUCUGGCUUAAGUUGCACCACACAGUGAGCUCAGAGAAGGAGGACUACUACGUGGACAUCCUCAUCUACGUGACGGGCUGCGUGCUCUUCAUCCUCGCCGUGGUCAUCGUCGUCCUCUGCCGCAUGAGGAUGACCACGCAGAAGACGCUGCCCUCUCCACCGGUGCAGAAGCUGUCCAAGUUCCCCCUCAAGAGACAGGUGUCCUUGGAUUCGAACUCCUCCAUGAACUCCAACACGCCCCUGGUCCGGAUCGCCCGCCUGUCGUCCAGCGACGGCCCGAUGCUCGCCAACGUGUCGGAGCUGGAGCUGCCGUCCGACCCCAAGUGGGAGUUCUCCAGAUCCCGACUCACUUUGGGUAAACCUCUGGGUGAAGGCUGCUUCGGUCAGGUGGUGAUGGCCGAGGCCAUCGGCAUCGACAAGGAGAAACCCAACAAGCCGCUCACUGUCGCUGCCAAGAUGCUGAAAGAUGACGCCACGGAUAAGGAUUUGUCGGACCUGGUGUCGGAGAUGGAGAUGAUGAAGAUGAUUGGAAAACACAAAAACAUAAUCAACCUGCUGGGAGCGUGCACGCAGGACGGUCCCCUCUACGUGCUGGUGGAGUACGCCUCCAAGUGCAACCUGAGGGAGUACCUGCGGGCGCGGCGCCCCCCCGGCAUGGACUACUCCUUCGACACCUGCAAGAUCCCAGACGAGCAGCUCACAUUCAAAGACCUGGUGUCCUGCGCCUACCAGGUGGCCCGAGGCAUGGAGUACCUGGCCUCGCAGAAGUGCAUCCACAGAGACCUGGCAGCCAGGAACGUCCUGGUGACGGAGGACAACGUGAUGAAGAUCGCGGACUUCGGCCUCGCCAGAGACGUGCACAACAUAGACUACUACAAGAAGACAACCAACGGUCGCCUGCCCGUGAAGUGGAUGGCUCCGGAGGCUCUGUUCGACCGGGUCUACACGCACCAGAGCGACGUGUGGUCCUAUGGUGUGUUGCUGUGGGAGAUCUUCACACUGGGAGGUUCUCCGUACCCAGGGAUCCCAGUAGAGGAACUCUUCAAGCUUCUGAAGGAGGGACAUCGGAUGGACAAACCUGCAAACUGCACACAUGAGCUGUACAUGAUCAUGAGGGAGUGCUGGCAUGCGGUGCCGUCGCAGAGACCGACCUUCAGGCAGCUGGUAGAAGAUCACGACCGGGUUUUAUCAAUGACCUCCACCGAUGAGUACCUGGACCUGUCGGUGCCCUUCGAGCAGUACUCGCCCACCUGCCAGGACUCCAACAGCACCUGCUCCUCCGGGGACGACUCGGUGUUCGCCCACGACCCGCUGCCCGACGAGCCCUGUCUCCCCAAACAGCUUCCCAGUAACGGCGUGAUCAGGACAUAAGAGCCGAGCUGGGAGCGGGGGGGUGGACGUUGACCUCCUCUCCCAGUUUGUGACUAAUAAUCACCUCCCACUGACCCCAGCUCCUCAAGAUAUGGAAAUGAAAAACUCGGCAUGCAAUACUUCCACAGUGCUUCAGCUCUUCCUCCUCCUCUUCCUCCUCCUCCUCCUCCUCCUCCUCCCCGAGUGACUCUUUAAAACAUUGAAGGAUUAUGUUUUGCCGUUGAACCUUGUUUGUGUUCCUCUUUUCACAAAUGAAAUUAUAUAUUUUUGUACUCAGGCCAGUCUUUUGUUACGGACAAUCUGUGGUGGUGAAACCAUUCCGUGCCUACUCGGACAAAACACGAAUAAAGGAUGUAAGAGGAGGAAUGAAGGGAAGUCGCGAUCCGGUGGGUGAGGAACUCAAGAUUUUGUUUCCCCCUCGUCUGCUCGGAGCUCGCGUUGACAUUUUUUGCGAUCUGCAAGAAAAUCUGAAACCAGCAAAGGAUGGGACUUGAUCUUAUGAUGAUCCUCAACCAGUGGGUUCAACCAAGGGAUCAGCUGAGUGGAAACAGGCGACUUCUCAUGUCACAUUUUAGCGUUCGGAGAAAAAAAGAAAACACAGAGUUUUGUGAUAAUCACGGAACAAAUCCCUCAUCGAAUGUGAGGCGACCUUUCAGGGCCAUUCAGUAAUAAGUUCAGAGGGUUUUUUAAUGUAUCUAGAAAAUGAUUUUAUUGUAAAUAUAUAAAUGCAAAUAUGUAUCAUAUUGCUGUUCACAGCCGUGUACUUAAAAGACAAAAAAAUAACAUUUUUUUAAAGAUAUUGUUUUAGGAUGGAAGCAUUGCAAUCUAGAAGACACUGUCAUGACCGUGUAAAACAUUUAAUCAUUUAAAGUGAUACAGAAAAAGGUUUAUUUGAAUAAUUAACGUGUAUAUUUGUAAAGAUAUUUAUAGACUUAACAUGUGGUUCUUAAGUACGAAAGGUCUAGCUUAGGGAUUUUAGUACUGUACGCAAAGAUUUUUAUUUCUUUUUCUUCUUUGUAACUUAUUUUACAACAAAACUGCGACGUUAUUUUCACGACUGGCAGACUCCUCUAGUUUUUGAUCCAUCUUUUAUUUUUAGUUGUUUUUUCUUUUUGGUUUGUUUACAGCUUUUAAAGAUAAGAAUGUACGACAGACGAUGAUUUCUAAGGGCGGGGCUCCUGCUGAGAAGAGAUGGAUGUUUCCUCCGAGCUCCAAAUCUGUUUUAAUUUUUUUUAAAGUUGACCUUUGCGAUAUCAAAGCAGCGAUUGACUCUUGCUGAGCAAGAAACAGCAGCGCUUCGUGAUUUCUACCACAGACGCCUUUAGUACAACUGAAGUACUUAAAGACACAUUGAGCAACGACCGAGAACAACUGUGAACCAGAAGAAGCCUCCAGAGGAACUGAGUUUUCAAGGAACAAUAGAAGCUUUUCAGAGUUAAUCAUUAGAAGGACUUGAUGUCUAAUCACUACUUAGUGGGAAACAUGGACAGAUUCCAAACAUUUUAUUUGUUUAAAAUGUUAAUAACAUGUUUGCUAGUGUACCUUUUGAUAAAACACCAAAUCCCACAAUGCAACACUUCUCCCCCCUCAAAAUUAAAACAAAGAGUUGCUGCAAAACUUCAUGACACAUUAGAUAAUACGCUAUAUGAUGAACUACUUUUCCCAGAAUGCUUUUCGGCAGCUACCAGGGAACGUUCUUAGAUCCAGAAAACUUUUGGAAAGACUUUUGCAACGUUAGAUUUUUAGAGGAAAUACAUUUUUUCUUUUAAGAACAGCGAAAGUAGCAUUUGGGUACUGUUUUUAGCAGCAAUGCAUUCUGGGGCUUUUGAUUCCAUUUAGAAUACGGCAAAAAAACAAAAUUUACACGAAAAUCAGACAUUUACGAAUUUUUUUAGGAAUUCGCGAAAUGCUAAACAGGAUAAAUUCUGAUAUGUUUUCCUCUGGAGGUUUUUCUGGAGGCUUCACACUCGUUAGUCACAGUUAAGUUCACAGGUCGGUUCUCGUUCACACUUUAAAAACAUCAGCUUGACGGCAGAAGCUGUUAUUGUCCUUCUGAGCUUGAGUGUUACUAAAAACUAAAAAACCUGCCCAGACGCUUGAGAUGUUAUCGCUGCUCUUUAGUAUUAAUACUGAGAUGAAGGCCCGCUGUGUGAUCCGUCAGUUGCACAGCAAAAAGAAAAUAUAUAGAUAUAUAUAUAUAAAGAUAUAUAUAUAUAUGUUUCAGCGUGUUUAACGAGAAAAGUGCCAAAUUAGUCUUAAAAGUCUGUUUAAUCGUUUAUUCUCCGGAUCUCUGAACCAAAUUACUGCACCGUCGAAUGUAGGCGGGUGGAGGUCACAUGGUGCAGGGAAGGAUCAUGGGAUGGCCAAAUGGAUAUCUCCCCCCCCCCCCUUUAGUUUCUAUAUGCAGUCGUCUCUCCAGCUGACCCCAAACAAAGCACGAGGGUUGAAAUGUUUACAGAGUUUAACAAAGUCUGGAACGGGAAAGAAGGGUUGAAUGGAAACGGUGCAAACACUUCACUGUGCAACGGCCUUACAGUGUGAAUACAAUACUUAAUGAAACACCCCCCCGCCAGUAUUUGAAGUACUUAUAUGAAUUCUAAAUAAAAUAUGUAUCUAUUGCUCUAAUCCACAAUGGGAUUUUUUGUUUUCAGCACCAGAUUGUGUACUUGUCAUGUACUCACACUCUGAACAAGGCCCCUGUGAAGUGAACGGUUGCACAAACUUCAUGUUUUUUCUGUUUUCAGUAGUUUUGGCCCCGAAUCUAUGAAGUGCCUGAAAUAAUUGAGCAACGAUUCACUUUCAUCAUGUUUUGAAUGUAUAAUUGCAAAAAAAAAAAAAAGAACCCAUAGUUUGUUUUGAAGUAGUUCUCACUAAAAAGCAGGUUGUGUUAAUUAUGUCCCUGGUUUUGUUUCAUUCUUUGUUUUGUUUUUUGUCGAGUGAACAACGGCACUUGUGUAAAGGUUGGAUGGAUCUAAUGAAACGUGUUCUGUUUUAUUUAUUCUUCCAUGCUGGGUAAAAGCUUUCCCUAUGGUGAGAGUAUUUUUAUUCAUAGCUCUCUGCUUUUCAGUGUUGUUUUUCAUUAAAGAGCCAGAAGAUGAUGAUGAUGA
Molecule: messenger RNA, 5083 nt
Organism: Pleuronectes platessa (European plaice)
Lineage: Eukaryota; Metazoa; Chordata; Actinopteri; Pleuronectiformes; Pleuronectidae
Gene: fgfr3
Product: fibroblast growth factor receptor 3
Biological process (GO): positive regulation of cell population proliferation; positive regulation of MAPK cascade; positive regulation of kinase activity
Cellular component (GO): membrane; signaling receptor complex
Molecular function (GO): fibroblast growth factor binding; fibroblast growth factor receptor activity; ATP binding
Source: RefSeq, a predicted model, not a curated record